Cornus florida is the source of this 1599-nucleotide messenger RNA. RefSeq lists its product as uncharacterized. The transcript is spliced from 3 exons. Lineage: Eukaryota; Viridiplantae; Streptophyta; Magnoliopsida; Cornales; Cornaceae. The record is from RefSeq and is a predicted model, not a curated record. Bases 616 to 1038 code for a protein of 140 amino acids.
AGUACAUAGAACUUGUCCACCACCAAGCCAAGCACCUCCCCAAAGGGAAGCUUGAGGGUUCAAGCUCCAAUUGGGGCAAAAAUUGUGUAUGAUUGCCUACCUACCAAAUAUGUAUAUAUAUGUAUAUAUAUAAGGGUUGACGUCCAUAUUCAACUAUUCCAGAAUUUCUUUCCCCUUCUUCUCUUCCUCUCCAACCAAAUUGCGGUGGCCGAUUACUUGAUUGAUAGACACAAAUUUUCUCCUGAAACUGCUUCGAAAGUCUCUUCCGUCGUAAAGUAUCUGAAAAGCCAUGAAAAGACCAAUUCGUUUCUUUCAUUUCUUGAGGAAAUUAGUAUUUAGUGCGUCAUCAAACGCGUGCCUCAACUUCUCUCUGCAAAUCUUGAGCGCUCCAUCAAACCCAAAAUAAAACUUGUUCGAGACUUGGGUUUUUCUUCUAGUGAUGUUGUGGAAAUUGUUUCUUCUCAACCAUGGAUUCUAACUGCUAGCGUUGAUAAACGUCUUGUACCGUCAAUUUUAGCAUUGAAGAGUGUUUUUGGUUCGAAUAUGGAUGAUGUGUAAACCUGGGUCCAUUUUGACGCAUGAUUUGGCAAAAACUAUAAUCUCACCAUCGCCAUCAUGUUUCCCAAAUUCCUAAUUAUUCUAUGGACCAAUACAAUGAAUGUGUAUGUGCAGGUGACAAACAAAAAUGGGUCAACAAGAGCUCCCCCAGUCACAGUUCAGGCUUCGGUUAUGUCAGACAUGGGAAGGCUUCUGCCACAAAGAUUGAAGCAAUUGGCUGAAACAAUCGUAGGGUCUCCUGCAAAAAAUCUUGGCCUCAGUAACUCUGUUUUUGGUAAAGUUAAGGAAAUUAGGUUAUCUUCCUAUCUCAAUCGUACACUUGAUGCAACCCCAACUCCUUCUCCAGCUCCUGCUCCUGCUCCUGCUCCAUCUCCUGAGGAAAAUGACUAUGCAGAAGCCUUUAUUUCCCAUAUGCUUCUCGUUCUCCAUCUUAUUCUCCAGUUCCCUCACCUAAUUUUCAUCACUCGCCACCUUGUUUAAACUGUGAUGCUUCUUCGCCGUCUGAUGAUGACUUUCCAUAUGCACCAAGACCGGAAAAUGGGUUCCACCCUUCUUUACCUCCGAUUUCAAGUUCUCCUGCACCUUCAAUUGUAAAUACACAUUCCCCUCGCUCUAGUCUACAUUGUGGUUCCACAGUUCAACGAAGCCCCCUCACCAGCAUCUCAUUCUAACCCGACUGCUCCUACAUUUUCACCUCAUGCUUCUGCUGCAUAUCCACCUUCCAUGGGUCCCCCAUCACAGCUGUCCCCAGAUCUUUCUCCUAUACCUGCUGUAUCCUAUGGUUCCAGUCCAGGCCAGGACAAGGGGAGUGGGAAAGAGUUAUUAUCUCCACCACCAGCCUCGCCGUCAAUCUCACCGUUGCCAUCAUGCAAGUCGGUAAUCUGUAAAUAAUGUUUUCUUUAUCCCCAUUCAUCUUAAUAGUUGAUUACUUUUUUAACCUCUUUUGGUUAGGAAUUGAAGCCCAGAUGUUGUGGAAAUUAUUUUGGAAAAUUAUGAAUCAAGCUUUCAUCAAAAUGCAUAUGAUUGUUUUUACUCAUAAUU